AUGAGCUAUAAUAAUUUUAUCGAUGACUACCUAUUUUUAAGUUUUCUAUUUACAAUAGGAUCCCUUAUAUCUUCUUUCUUUUUAAUUCCUGCACCUUUAUCUUACUUAGUUAUUUUUAUAAUACUUUUAUCUCUAUUAUUAGUAUUAUGGGUAAUAUCUCAUUGGGAAAAAUCAGACACAAAUGAAUGGCUUUUAUUAAUUUAAGACGGAAAAUAAGUAAAAGCAGGUAUAGGUUUAUAAUGUUACAAAGGUCUUACUUAAACAGUAGUUAGAUUCCCUUCCUCAAUAAACAAAGUUGAAUUCACAGCUGAAAAUGCAACUAGAGAAAUGUAAGGAAUUUAAGUUAAAGGAUUUGCAAUUUGGGAAGUAAAUAGUUAUGGAGAUGGUCCUUUUAAUUGUUAUAAAUAUAGUCAAGGAGGUACUGCUAAUGAUAAUGUGAGAACCAUGUGUGAAUCUAUUCUCAGAAAUACUAUUGCCAAUAAUUCUUUGAAGGAUGUACUUACUGAUAGAGAUUUAUUAAGGGAAUAAAUGAAAGGAGAAAUAUAAACCCAAAUUAACAAAUGGGGUAUGUAUUGUUCAACUAUAGAAAUUACUUAAGUCAGAAUUUCUUCAAAGUCUUUAUUUGAAGAUAUGUAAGCCGAAAUAAGAGUAGGAACUUAGAAUUAAUAAGAUUAGAAGUGA
Molecule: messenger RNA, 681 nt
Organism: Ichthyophthirius multifiliis
Lineage: Eukaryota; Ciliophora; Oligohymenophorea; Hymenostomatida
Product: spfh domain band 7 family protein
Exons: 2
Source: RefSeq, a predicted model, not a curated record